Meloidogyne enterolobii is the source of this 2589-nucleotide messenger RNA. Lineage: Eukaryota; Metazoa; Nematoda; Chromadorea; Rhabditida; Meloidogynidae. The record is from the annotation of a GenBank genome assembly.
AUGCCGUUAGUAGCUUUUAAUUGUGGAUAUCGAAAUAAAUUUAUGAAUAAAGAUGGACGUUGGCAGGAUGAUCCUUCUAGCGUUGCUGGUUGUUUACACGGAAAAUAUGAUAUUUUAAAAUAUUGUAAACGAGUAUAUCCAAAUGAAGAAAUAAAUAAUAUUGUUGAAUAUCCACAUAUAACAAAAAUUGACCGUUGGUGUCGUGAAGGAGGUAAAGAAUGUUAUCAUCAAUUUAAUGUUCGCCCAUUUAGAUGCAUUGCUGGAGAAUUUGUAACAGAAUCUUUACAAGUCCCCCAUCGCUGUCAUUUUGACCAUAUUAUUGGUAGAGAUAAAUGUAAUGAUUUUAAUUUUUGGAAUAAUACUUCUGAAGGAGAAUGCUUAAAAAAAAAGGAAACAACAAAAUCUAAUAGCCACCAAAUGCAGCUUUUUUCCUUUGCUUUAUUAGAGCCUUGUGGUUUAGGAAUGUUUAGAGGCGUUGAAUUUGUUUGUUGCCCAAAAGAUUUGGAAGAAAAAAUUGAAAAAAUUGUUGUGGAUUUGGAAACACCUUCAAACGAAGAAAAAAAGAAAACUUUGUCUUCCUCCGAUGAUGAAGAGGAGAAAGAAGAUGAUGAGGAGGAGGAGGAAGAAUAUACUGAUGAAGAUGAGGAUGAAGACUUGGAAAGUGAUGAUAAAUUAUCCAAAUCAAAAAAGAAAGGAAAAACAUCAACAGAACAACAACAAAAACAAGAUCCUUACUUCAAAGAAGAUAAUACAGCAAAUGAACAUGAACGUUUUAUUGAAGCAGAAGAACGUUUAGAAAAGAAGCAUCGUAAAAAAGUUACAAAAGUAAUUACUGGAUGGAGUGAAUUAUUUGAACGUUAUAAUAAAAUGAAGGAGAAAGAUCCUAAAGGAGCAGAGCAAUACAAGAGAGAAAUGACUGGUAAAUUCCGUAAAACAAUAGCCUCGUUAGAAACAGAAAAUCGUGAACAACGUAAACAAUUAGAAGAUUUACAUAAUGAGCGUGUACAGACUUCUCUUAAUGAGAAGAAACGUCAAGCAACACACGAAUAUAGGGCAGCUUUGGCUAUUCAAGUUGGAAGGGAUAAUAAAGAAAAUGUUUUGAGAACACUUAAAAAUUAUAUUCGGGCUGAAGAAAAGGACAGAUUGCAUAUGCUUAAUCGUUAUCGACACCUUUUACGUUCUGGACAGCAAGAAGAGGCAAUAUCUUUUGAGCCAAUUCUUCUCCACAGACUUCGAUAUAUCGACUUACGAAUUAAUGGAACUUUGGCAAUGCUUAGGGACUUCCCCGAAUUGGAAAAAGAAUUGAGACCUAAAUCGUUGGCUUUUUGGAAAGCUUAUCGAAGAGAAAAUACACCUGAAGAGUUGGAACGAAAGGAAAUUGACGAAGUUGAAACAAAGAAAAAAUCUUUGAGUGAUGAAGAACGAAAUGAACGUUUAAUUAAAUUAUAUAAACAAAAUUUUUCGUCAAAAUAUCAAGAUAAUUCAAUCGUUACAAAAAUAGAAACACACAAAUUAACACCUUCAGUUGAACAUAAAUCUAUGGUUGUUUCUUUAAAAGAUGUUUUGAAUGAUAAUGAGGAGGAUAAAAAUAAACAGAAAAAGAAGGAAAAACAAUUAGACGAAGAUUCUGAUGAGGAUCAAUUUGAAGAAGAUGAAGAUACAGAAGAAGAUGAUGAUGAAAAGAAAACAACAAUAGUUCCAGCCCCAAGUUCAACACAAAAAAUCCCAGUUAAAAUCCACGUAGAAUUACUUAAACCUUAUGGAAUGGCUAAAUUAAAAUCAAAAGGAGGGGAGGAAUCUUCAAAUGAAGAAGAUGAGGAUGAUGAUGAAGAGGAGGAGGAAGAAGAGGGAAUUAUUAAGGAUGGAGCUAAACGAAAACAAAUAAAAAAUAUAAAUAUAGAACCGAUUGUUUUGGCCCCCUCUCCAAAUGAAUUUUUGGAAGAAAAUAAUGGGGAGGAAAUUGUUAAUAAACACUAUAGUAGAGCAUUAUUUAAAGCUCGUCAUAAUAAUAAGGAAGAGGAAGAUGUUAGUAAUUUACUUGAAGAUGCCAAUUUAAUUAUUUUGCUUGGACUUGUUGCUUUAGUAACCCUUACUUUGGCAAUUGUAGUAUUUUUGUUUAGAGGAAGAAGAAAUCGACAUCGAGGAUUUAUUGAAGUGGAUGUUUGUACUCCAGAAGAGAGUCACAUAACUGGAAUGCAAGUUAAUGGAUAUGAAAAUCCAACUUAUGCAUUUUUUGAGAGUAAACAACAAAUUUAAAAAAUUUUGAAUGAUUUAAAAAAAGAAGAACAAGAAAAUAAUUAUCUAAUAUAUUCCUUUUUUGGAGUAUUUUUAUUUAAAUUUUUUUUGUUAAUUCUUUUUAAAAAUAUUGACGAAUUUUAGAUUUUAAAUAUUUUUUUUUGAAUUUAAUUUUUUUCUUUUCUUUUUUUUCUUCUUUUCUGUGUGUAAACAGUUUUCUAUUUUUUUGAAAUUUUUCCGGCAAUAAUUUAGAGAAUUAAAGAAAUUUUUUCUAAAGCUUACAAAACAAAAACUAUUUUCUUUUCCUUCUUUUUUAUUUCCUAAAAACCAAUUUAUUUCCAAGCAUUUUAUUUU